AUGGGGACAAGAAAUCGUCUGUGGUUACUGGCUAGUUUGUGUCAGGUGGUAAUGCUGACCUGUGAACAACACUUGGUCCCUGUUGAGGUUCAAGUUGUUUUUCAGUCCUUCCCCUCAACUCCAGAGCCAGACGCAUACUCAGUCACCUGCAGGACUGCAAGUAACCAUCUUGUGUACGUGGAGCCCGUCAAUCAAUCAGCAUGCUCUCCUGACUGCAAAAUGACACUGCGAUUGAUCGAGGACCAGAGAGGAUACACCAUCACACUGAGAUCCAGCAGAAAUGACACCACUCUUGAGACAAAGAUGUUUCACUUUAUUCCAGUCCCCCUGUCUUCUCUCCAUCUGAACGCCACAACCACGUCCGCUCUCCUGACAUGGAAACUUCAGAAACAACAAAGCCUCUCCACCCUGAGUUUAUACAACGCUCACACACAAACUGUAACACACAUGAACAUCAACUCUUCACGUACAAAAUCUGAGUACACCGUGAGAGGUCUCCGGCCUGGCUCACACUUCAAGGUCAAAGUUGUGGUCGCUACGCAGCUCAAACACCUUUAUUUGUCCUUGAAGCAGAGACUCGGCAUCAGCAUGGAAACAGCUCAGUGCGCCCCUGGCUGGUUGGCCAAUGGGAGAAGCUGCUACAUCGUGAGAAGGACAGGUUUAACCUGGAGGGAAGCCCAGCUCGGCUGCAGACACCUGGCAGCUGGAAGUCACCUGGCUGACCUGAAGACCUCAGAAGAUCAGUUUUUUAUAUUUUCCCACCUGCUGAGCCAAAACAACCUGCUGCUGCUGUGGACUGGCCUCAACGACGAGCAGAUGGAGGGGCGACCUCUGUGGUCUGAUGGCUCAGCCUAUAACCUGACCAAAGCUGUGAUGUCAUCACUGCCAGCCAAUGAGACGGACUGUUUCGCUCUUCAGAUGAAUGCCACAGGACCUGGAUACUUUCUUACUCCAUUUUUCUGUAACAUCCCUUUACCCUUCAUCUGCCAGUUCCAGACCCCUCCAGUCUCUGCCCUUUUCUCCUUCGACCUGGUUCAGGUGACAGAGCAUCAUGUCGAGCUUCGAUGGAGUGACCUCUUAUCCUUAAACUCACAUAAUCUUUCCUCUUUUGGGAUAUUCCUUCAGUAUCAAGAGGAGGCUAUCGAAGAGUUGGGACAAGUGGGGGAAGAUAGAAGCGGGAAGUCAAAAGACAAGAAGGUGACACAGAGCAAGAGUAGUAUUAAAAAGAUUGUCAGGGUCCCAAUUUCCCUCUCUUCCAGAGGGGUGACUGUGGCAGGUUUGUCUCCAGGGAGUGUCUACUCCUUCACUCUUCUAGCCUCUCACCCUGCAGGCCCCACCUGGAGCUUGGCACAAACACAGACUGCCUUUACUAGACCUCUUCCUCCUCAGAAUAUAACCGUUGGCCUCGUUACUGUCAGUCAGAUUAGUUUGCACUGGAUGCAGAAAGACGCACAGUUUAAGGUUGGAUGUACAUUUGUUGUGCGCUACGUGGACUUGACUUCAAAUCUAGAGAGAAUAGUUGGAAUGCGCAACAUCUCCAAGUUACCUGAAGCGGUUGGGUUGCAGUCGUACAACGCUGUGAUUGGAGGUCUUAAGUCCUACAGGAGAUACACGGUCGAAGUGUACACAGUCACCCAGCAUGGGAUAGAGAGCUGUGGACAGACACCUGUGACUGUAUGGACUGAGAUGGACGCCCCUUGUGGUCUUGCCGUGUCAAGCGCGACAGGAACUCUGACAGCGUGUUGGUCCAGCCCGCCUGAUGACCCACCAGACGGUUAUAAUGUCACAUCCCAACCCCUCGUUGACCCCACAUCAACUUCACGGUCUUCUCUGUGGGUAAACCAGUCCAGUACUGCAGCACUCUGGGUUAAUGAGUCUGUGUGUGUUGAUCUGGGCUCAUUUACUCCAGGCCAGACUUAUGAAGUUGGAGUGGUCUCACUGAUUGGAAAGGACAAGAGCAAGAGGACCAGCAUUAAACAUACCACAAAGCCCCUGCCAGUUCAGGUAGUGGUCCCUCUUUCAGUGGGCGCAAACUCCGCACAGUUGUUCAUCCAGCAUCCACAGCUGGGCGUGAUCGAUGGAGUCACAGUGUGUGUGUGUCCAGGAGUGUGUGACACUGCUUGUGAGGGAACAUGUGGGUACACGUGUGACUGGUACUCCCUGCCUGCUGGUGUCCACAUCAUAAGUCUAGGCAGCCUCAGCCCAGGAUCUGAGUACCAGCUGGGGGUGUACAGCACCAGCAGAGAACAGUUGGGAGCACCUUACUACACACAUCCCUUUAAAACAGGUCUGGCUCCUCCUAUCAGAGUGAGGGAGGGUGUGGUCACAGAGUCGUCCAUAGAGCUGGUUUGGGACCCAGCUGAAGGACUGGCUCACAUCUACGAGGUCAUCUGCCUCAACUGUGACCAUUCACACAUGGUGCAGAAAGUGUUCAAUGAGAGUGCAACAUUUUCAAGUCUGACUCCAGGCGGCCUCUACCACUUUUCAAUACGAACAGAGAAGGAGGCCUUCACAGACAGUUCACCCAUCAAUAUCAAUAUCACAGCAGCUCCCGCUUCAGUCGAGGUGUCACUUGUCAAUAAAACCACAUCAUCCCUGUGCGUUUGUUGGAGCACGGUCAGGGGAGUGGUGAGCACACUCAUCCUGUCAUUAAAAAACACAACGUCAAGUCAUGAGCUGAUCGUCUCUGAUCAGGAGCCAAGAUAUUACUGCUUUGAAGGCCUCGCUCCUGGAAGCCUGUACACAGUAGAAGUUAUUAGCACCAGCAGGGAAAGAAGGAGUAAACCUUCUACUUUAACCCUCCAUACAAAGCCUGGAGAGCCACAAGAAGUGAGUCUUUCAGAGCAGGCAGUGACUUUGGUGUUUGUCACCUGGAGCCCACCGCCAGGCCGGGUGGAGGGGUACACGCUCGUUUUUGGCCUGCUUUCUACAGACAGGAAGUUGUGGAUUGAGGUGCUUGUCCGGGGCACAAGUUAUGAGAUUAGAAAACUGAUCCCAGGGUCGGACUACGGUGUGAGUGUUUGGAGUGUGCUGGACUCAGACACCAGUCAGGAGGUGCACAGAGAGUUCAGCACACGACCAGCAGGAAUAUGCACCCUCCAUGUUGGAAACGUCAACACUUCUUCCGUGUCUGUGAGCUGGGAUGGUGCGCUUGGAGGGUUUGACUUCCACAGAGUCACGGUGGCCAACACCUCCGCCGCGAACACGCUCACCGUGCCCAAGGAGGAGCGGGUUGCUGUGGUUACGGGACUGGUGGACGGCUGCAGCUACAACGUGAGCGCCGAGCGAGUGAGGGGAGUGACCGCGGGGAGCGCUGCCUUUCUUACCGUGACCACAGUGCCGGCACGUGUACGAGGACUGCGUGAGAUGAAUGUGUCUGCACGUGAGUUCUCGCUGCGUUGGGAGCAGGCAGAGGGGUGUGUGGAUCAUUAUCAAGUGAGGCUGCUGCCAAACCAAGGAAAAGUCACAGUGCACCCCGCACGUGAGGGAUACAUACAGGCUGAUGUGGUGAGUGUGAGUCCAGGCACACAAUACACUGCAACAGUCACAGUAUCCUCGUCUUCAGUCAUCAGCCCUGGAGUCAGCCGCAUGAUCAAUACCAAUGAGAGCGUCCCUGGUCCACCUUCAAGUCUUGAAGGAGAGGCUGUCGGAUCUAACGGUAUCCUGCUCUCCUGGACGAUGCCAUCUGAUGCGAAAAAUAUUGACGGAUAUGUCAUCCGGUACAAGGAGGUGUGUCCCUAUCCUGAUCCCACCUUCACACAGGUGACCAAGUACCUGGACAUACCAGAGACCCUGCUCACUGACUUCACCUCGGGUUCAACAUACCACAUCGAGGUAGCAGCCAUUUCUCCAGCUGGAAUCGGGGCCUUCAGCAAGUCUUUGUACAUAAAGACAGCUGAGUCCCCUCCUGGUUUGGUGACCAACUUGACAGCAUUCGCUCAAAACCACACCAACGUCAUGGUAACCUGGUUCCUACCACACCGCAUCAACGGCCUUAUCACAAAGUUUGCUGUCAAGGCUAAACACGCCCGUACUGGGCAGACGGUCCGUACACUGGAGGUCAAUGCAGAGGACAUCAUGACCGGAGCACUUCCACACUGCAACGAUGCAGCGGACAUCCUUUCCCGUGCGACUCCCAGUCCCUUUGAGAUAACAGCGUCAUCACCCCCCAUCACCCACUCAGCGGUACCCCCGGCAGCCUCCUGGAGUGUCCCCAUAUCAGUGGGAGUCGAUCAGCUACGACCUUACACUGCGUAUCUCUUCGAGGUGUCUGCCUUCACCUCUGACGGAGAGGGACAGAUAGCCUCCACUAUGGUUCGCAUGCCAGAAUCAGCCCCAGAAGACCCGCCACAAAACUUGAAUAUAUUGACUAUGACAUCCAGAUCAAUCUCUGUGUCCUGGAGCUCUCCCAGCAUCAUUACAGGGAAAUUUAGCUACAUGCUCUACCUAUAUGGACCUACAGGAUAUUUGUAUGAAAACAGCACAGGAGACACGCAGUUUUCUUUUACUGGUUUGACCCCCUACACAAGCUACACGGUGGCUGUCCGAGCAAAAGCUGCUGGAGAAGUGGGUCCAGCAGCUGAGCAGGAUGUAAUUACACCCCCUGAAGCACCAAGUGCAGUGCAGGAGUUGAAGGCGGUGGCUGAGGAUUCAGUUUCUAUCCGUGUGAGUUGGAAAAGCCCUGCCGAGCCCAACGGUCGGAUCACCCAGUACAAAUUGCAGGUGCUGACUGAGGAGGUCCUGCUGCAGGAUAUAACCCUCACCUCAGAAAUGAACGCAACUGGUAUGUAUGAGGAUGAGACCCAACCUCCUGAUGUCCCGAACAAUCCAAGGCGUAAGAGGAACGCCGAGCUCAGUGAGAUGACGCCCGCGCCGACUUUUACAGCAACUCUUUCAGCUCGCAGACUGCCCACCGCCGUUACUGCUUCCGCUUUCACACGUUUCUGGCUAAGAAGCGCCGACCACAUUACUAACACUGAAGCCCAACCAACUGCUGACUCCAUGAUCUCUGAUGAUUCCGGCAUCACUUCAGUCACUUCUUUAGCCGCUAACAGCGAAGAUAUUCAAUCUACCGUAGUGACUGCUGCAUUUUCUUUUACAUCUGUGCCACCUGCUUCACUUCCACCCUGGCUUACAAAGCAAUCAAAUUCUCAGGAUAUGACCUCAGACUCCUCACAAUUGGCUCUGACCCCAGGCCAGCUCCGCAUAUCCACACAUGAUGCAUCCAUAACAGGACACUUUUCAACACGCAUUGCAGCAGCCUCUGGUAGCACAGGCGUGACAGUGAGAGAGGAGGUGAUGGACGUUCUGUCUGAGGAGCUGUCUUACCUGGUGGCAGAUCUGAAUCCCUUCACUGAGUACACAUUCAGGGUCACUGCGUCUACCACGGUGGGAGAAGGUCCUGCGAGGGACAUUAGUGAGAAGACAAGGGAGCAGGUCCCUAGCUCGGUGCUGGAAGUGUCCUAUCAAAACAUCAGCUCCACAUCCAUACUAGUGACCUGGGUGCCACCUCUUAACCCCAAUGGGCUGAUCACACAUUACGCUGUGUAUGGCCUCAACCUGCACAGUAAUCAAGCCCUGCAGUGGGUUUCUGACACCACCAGCAUACUGAUAACAGAUCUGGACAAAUAUACUGGUUAUAAGCUCCGUGUAGCUGCGUCUACAGCUGUCGGAGAGAGCUCUCUGUCCGAGGAAGACGACAUCUUUGUUUACACCUUAGAGGAUGAGCCCGACUCCCCUCCCGUGGACCUCAUGCUGGAUGACACCAGCCCCUCCACCGCUACAUUGACCUGGUCCUCACCUGAGAAAGCCAACGGAGUGAUCCAAUAUUAUGAGGUCAUGUAUGAGAACGAGUCCUACUCCGCGUUGAUGAACACGACCUCUAACAUGGUCACUCUGAUCGACCUGAAGCCGUUCUCAUACUACAACGUAUCCGUGAGGGCGUACACGCGCUACGGGCACGGCAACCAGACAUCAGAAAUGUUAUACCUGCUGUCUGGAGAGGACGUCCCCGGCAGUCCUCCUUUCGGUGUGGCUUACGAGUCGGUCAGUCCCAGCGAGGUGAACAUAACCUGGCAGCCCCCUCUGCUACCUAACGGAGUGAUUACCCACUACAGCCUGGAGCUUUGGAAUUCAAGUCACUACUUGAACUUCACCUCACCAACCAACGGCCUCCACAUCACACACCUGAGGAAGUACGCACACUACCGCGUUGCGGUGCAAACGCACACGCGUGUCGGGCCCGGGAACUACAGCAGCGAGCCGCUCAACAUCACCACACUGGAGGAUGCUCCAGACACGCCACCUCAGUUCCUCCGGGCCACAAAGUUGUCAGACUAUGAGGUGGAGUUGUCAUGGCAACCGCCACCUGAAGCCAAUUCAAAAGUACUCUACUACAUUGUCAGAGUUUGGAAUGAAACAACUGAGCUGUGGCAGAACGUAACUCAGACAUCUGUGGUUAUUAAAGUAGACUCACAGAGCCGCUACAACGCCUCUGUGUCCAGCUGGACCAGGCUAGAACCAUUUGACCCCCCACAGAAUGUGACUUUUGUAAAUGUGACCGCCUCCUCCGUCACCUUGCUGUGGCAUCCUCCCACUGAACCCAAUGGCAUCGUUGUACAUUACACUAUUUUCUACUCUGAUAACAACACUGUGAAUAUGCAGAGAGUUCCUGUUUCCACAUUACCUGCCCCGGCCUCUCCUGGUUCAGCCCUCUCCUACACUAUGACCCGGCUGGUUGGGGGCACAAACUACUCCCUGUGGAUGACCUCCAGCACCGUGCAGGGGGACGGAGGGGUCCGGAGUGAUCCGAUAACCGUCUUCUUACCGGAGGACGUGCCAAGCGACUCGGUCAAAAACCUGUCGGCUCAGAUCUUCAGCUCCACGGCCAUCAUCGUCAGCUGGGACCCUCCCCUUGAGCCCAAUGGACGUCCGUACUACCUGCUCACCUUACAGGAGGCCGGCAUCAUCCUAAACGUAUCCGUCCAAGGGCCGUCCCCAGCUGUCAACAAGACCAUCAAGCAUACCACGACUGACACUGUCUUCCUAUUCACCAGACUCAGGAAGUACUUCCCUUAUGUGUUCACUGUUACCCCUGCAACUGGUGCUGGCCCUGCCUACAACCAUACCAGCACAAUGGACCUGAGAACAGACGAUGAUAUUCCUAGUUCUGCUCCAUUGCUGGUAUCCACCAGGAAUCUGUCAUCCUCCUCUAUCAGAGUGGUCUGGAAGCGCCCUCUGGAGGCCAACGGCGAGAUAACUGAGUAUACCCUCACUCUCAUUGGCCCAGGAGGAUCCAACACAACACAAACCCCCAGCACCAUGUCCAUUCUUACCGACCUACUGCCAUACACCGCUUAUAAUCUCACUAUCACUGCUGCAACUCGCAAAGGCUCGGGGCCUAACCUGCUGCUGCAGCUGCACACUGAUGAAGGAGGCCCCAUGUCCCCUCCUCGUAACCUGACUAUUUACAACCACACUGCCGUCUCUGUGUGGCUGAGCUGGGAGCUGCCCCUGGAGCCCAAUGGAGUGGUGAUACAGUACGGCUUCAGGAUCCGAGACCUCAUCACACACACUGUCACACACAGGAAUUCCUCAGGUCCUUCAACAACAGAGUAUCUAUCAGGCUUCAGGCCUCAUAGCUCCUAUGAGAUCAGUGUUUACAGUUACACCAGAGUGGGCCAUGGGAAUCAGUUCAGCAGCCCGGUGACCUUCAAAACUAAUGAGUCAGUGUCUGACGCUGUGGGUAACCUGUCGUGCUCCGGUGUCAGCUGGGAUUCAGUUCAGCUGUCUUGGGAACCUCCAGCCAAACCUAAUGGGCAGAUUCUUUUUUACGAGAUUCUUCUGGAGGUAGACUCACAGUCCUACACACACCAGGCUCCCAUACCAGAGUACACCGUGAUGGGGCUUUUGCCAGACCAGCAGUAUGCACUCACAGUGACCGCAGUGAACUCUGCCGGACCUGGAGACAGUGUAAACUGUACUGCCGCCACUCUUUCUGAAUCAGCCCCCGCUGCCCCUCGCUUCCUCACCGUCUCUCAGAUCACAACAAACAAUGUGACACUUCGGUGGGCGCCGCCGCUCUCUAUUCCAGGCCUGCUGAAAGAGUACCACAUCAUUGCACAGCUGCUUUCCACUGUUUGUGAACCAAACAUGCUGACUACCGCACAGCCAGACCCAGAGGACGAACUGACCCCAGACUGCGUGGACUCGGAGUCCUCGGCGUCGUCGAAUGCUUCGGAUGGCGCAGAAGAGAACCACAGCGUCACACUUCAAUCGCUGGCUAAAUACAGAUACUACCGCUUUAAAGUCGCAGCUGUGACCAACGCUGGGGUUGGAGAAUAUACUAACUGGAACUAUGCACGCACCCUGGCUGGAAACCCUGAUGCCCCUCCUCGUGACCUGAAAGUGACUCGCACCUCCAACAGCCUUCGCAUUGAGUGGGACACUCCAGCUGUUCUCUCUGGACCGACCUCAUAUCUCGUGCAGGUUGAGGGUUCUGAUUUGAACAUCUCAACGGUUCGAACUCCAGGAGAGUUGAUGACCGUCGUUGUGACUAACUUAACUGCUUUCACUCGUUACUAUGUGACUAUCACUGCCUUCACUGGUCCCCUGGAGCACGCCGCUGGGGACGGGAAGGCCAUCGGACCGAUUGAGUUUCAAACACUGGAGGAAGAACCCAAAGACCCUCCCAAGAAUGUGAUCUUAUCGGUUAUCCCAGAGGAAGUGAACCGUGUGAAGGUGACUUUCGCCCCUCCAGAGGAGCCCAAUGGAAACAUAACGGACUACUUUGUGUAUAUCUAUGAAAAGGGCCGGCUGGUGAAGAACACCAGCCUUAACAUCACCCAGAGAGAUCAAAACAUGCUCACUGGAGUCAUAGAGGGCCUGAAGGGAGGACACAGCUACAGUAUACAGAUUUCAGCAAAGAACGGGGCUGGUAGAAGCCCACCGAGCCCACACGUCCAGAUCACCACAGGGAUCAAAGCACCGGCCAAGCCAACCCAAAGACCCCAGGCAGUGCUGGGCCAUGGAGGGGUUGCUAUGGUAACCCACAGGAGUAUCACCAUCCGCAUGCCUGCCUGUUUCUAUAGUGACGACAAUGGACCAAUCACAAAAAUCCAGGUCAUCGUAGCCGAGUCAGGGGUGAAGGACAUCCUGAACCUGACCAACUGGAAGAAUGCUUUCUUUCUCCAUCCUGCCCCAUACCUGACUGACAAGGGGUUCCCCAACCCGCCGUGUUUUCUGAGGGACGGGGCAUCACACCCGGAUACACACGACAGAGCCGCGUACGUGAUCGGAGGGAACGAUGACUGCUUGAAGGAGAACGACACUGACAAUUUGUGCAAUGGACCUCUGAAGCCAAACACAGUCUAUGUGUUUAAGUUUAGAGGAACAAACAUCAAUGGCCAAUCCACAGAUUCUGAGUACUCGGAGCAUGUCAAAACUGCAGUGGAUGGAUGGCUGACCAGAGAUGAGCAGAUCAUCCUGGGAGUUCUGCUCUCCUUCUUCUUAUCUGUUUUACUCAUCAUGAUCAUCUGUGGCUCAGUCAAGAUCCAUCAGCGCAAGAAAGAGGGCGGUACCUACUCACCCAGAGAGGCUGAGAUCAUAGAGACCAAGUGUAAACUGGAUCAGCUGAUCGCUGUGGCAGAUCUGGAGCUGAAACAAGAAAAACUCAACCGGUAUUCUUCCUUCUUCUUUAGGCGGAAAGAGAUUUAUGUGAUCCAGUUGCUCAGCUACCGGAAAUCAUUGAAGCCUGUGAACAAGAAGUCUUUUCUGCAGCACGUAGAGGAUCUUUGUAACAAUGACAAUUCCAAGUUCCUGGAAGAGUUUGCUGAGCUCCCAAAACUGCUGCAGGACCUGGCAACCACAGACGCUGACCUGCCCUGGAACAAAUCCAAAAACCGCUUCCCCAACAUCAAACCUUACAACAACAACCGAGUGAAACUGCUGUCAGAACCGGGCACUGCAGGCUCUGACUACAUCAAUGCCAGCUUUGUCUCAGGCUACCUUUGUCCCAAUGAGUUCAUCGUCACCCAGGGUCCUCUGCCUGGCACUGUGGCAGAUUUCUGGAGGAUGAUCUGGGAAACGGGAACUCACACCAUCGCCAUGCUCACACAGUGUUACGAGAAAGGCAGAAUUCGGUGUCAUAAGUACUGGCCAGAGGACAAUAAGCCAAUGUCCGUGUUUAGUGACAUUCUCAUCUCCAAAGUGUCAGAGGAAGUCUUUCCUGACUGGACUGUCAGAACCCUCAAAGUAGAAAAGCACGGCCACUACAUUUUGGUGCGUCACUUUAACUACACAUCGUGGCCUGAGCACGGAGUCCCAGAGUCCUGCAGCACCCUCAUCAAGUUUGUCAAAGCUGUUCGAGCCCACCGACACGACAACAGCACCAUAGUGGUCCACUGCAGUGCUGGUGUGGGGAGAACAGGUGUGUUUGUUGCUCUGGACCACCUCAUUCAGCACGUCAGAGAUCACGACUUUGUGGAUAUAUAUGGCCUGGUGGCUGAACUCCGCAGUGAGAGGAUGUGUAUGGUGCAGAAUCUGGCCCAGUACAUCUUCCUGCACCAAAGUACGCUGGAACUUCUGAACAACAAAGGAAACAGCCAAUCCAUCUGGUUUGUCAGCUACUCUGCUCUGGAGAAAAUGGACUCGCUGGACGCCAUGGAAGGUGAUGUUGAACUGGAAUGGGAAGAGACCACUAUGUGAGGGACACUCUGACAGGAAGGAGCGAGACAUUUGUAUGUUUUUUUUUAAGGUCACUUGGAUGUGAUCUGUGCACAGAACACCUCCAUGACUCAACGUUAGAGGGAGCAGGAGGAGAUGAACAGCACAGUCUGAACUCAACAGCUUUCCAGUCAACUAAGACUUCGUUGCUCCACUUCCACCCACUUCUCAGCACGGUCUUACCGUAAAUGAACCUCUUGUCCUCUUGUUUAUCAAAGAAAAAGAGAAAAAACAGAGAGGGAGACAGGGACAAACGUAACCAGGUACGUCGGGGAGAAAACAUUGAAACGUUGAACUGACCGUCAAAGCUCUAUCACAUCUUUAUGCGAACAUGUACUUUGCACAAAUUGAUUCCACUGUUUAUUGUAAUUGCUGUAUAAUGUUGAUAUGUUUUUGUAAGAUAAUUUAUUCAGCCAAACGGUAUUUUAUGUUUCAAUUUCAAGUAUUCCAGCUUGUUUCACAUUUUUGACAACAUUUCUGUUUGGUUUAUCCUUUCUCAAGAGUGAUUUGCUAAAAUAAAAAGCUUGUAUUUAUUUUAUUUUUUUUAGGGAGCCUUUUAUAUUUUUUUUUUUCGCUUUGACACUUGACCAAAACACUUUAGUCUGUUCCUGAAAGACUCUUGACUACAUGCGGCUGAUUUGGCAUUCCAAUAUGAAAUGAACAAUUUGCCGGUUUUAUUGUUUAGAGAGCAGACUCGCCACUUCACACAGAUACACACUCCACAAGUAGAAUGCAGAUUGAAUAUUGCGUGACGUUGACCUCAUUCAUUACUGAAUGAUUUCAGAGCAGGAAACACUGAUUUCCCAUAAGCUUCUUUAUUCCGCCACCUUCCUCUGGCACACCUGGACGUGCUGCAGAUUUAUUCAUUAGAGAGGCAGGGAGUGCUAAAGAUUGCAGAGACUGUGGGAGGAUGCUGUUAUGAUGCCAUUUGACAGACAGACAGACAGACAGACAGACAGACAGACAGAGAGGGGUCAAAGAGUGGUCGAGAGUAAAAACUACUUUAUUUUUUCAUUCUCUUCAAACAGAAAAAUUAGAAAUAUUCCAUUAGUAAACAUGUUGGUCUUUAAGAAAUCUCCUUUUUAGAAAUAUCGUGAGGGUGCAAAGAUUAAUGACAGUGCUCCACGGUGAGGAGGAUGCAGAUUGGUGCGUUUCCAUGACAACCACGGAGAAGUUACAGGAGGAGGGGGGUUCAGACAGAAAGAAGGGAGAAGAUAUUGGUAGAGUUAGAGGUGUGUGUGUGUGUGUGUGGGGUGGGGGUGGGGUGGGGGUG
This is a messenger RNA of Labrus mixtus (cuckoo wrasse), 11995 nucleotides long. It is a transcript of the gene ptprq, whose product is annotated as protein tyrosine phosphatase receptor type Q. Bases 1 to 10704 code for a protein of 3567 amino acids. The transcript has 64 exons. Gene Ontology annotation, biological process: protein dephosphorylation. The record is from RefSeq and is a predicted model, not a curated record. Lineage: Eukaryota; Metazoa; Chordata; Actinopteri; Labriformes; Labridae. Gene Ontology annotation, molecular function: protein tyrosine phosphatase activity; protein binding.